CGUAAUCUUCCUCGCCUUCCUCCCUGUCGCCGAGGCCGAGGGGGGGGGAGGGGCGGCGAGGCGGGGAGGGGGGCCCGAGGGGGGCGUCGAGGGCCGUCGGCGCCGAGCCGCGCGUGCGCGCGCUGCCGCCCUCGCGGCAACACACGGAGUAGCCGCGCGACCAGUAGGCGGUCGAGACGACCCGCGCCGCCCCGGCCCCACGGAAGGCGAAGGCGCGCGCUGCCCGGGCACCGUCGGCGAAUCCGAGCGCGGCCGAGAUCAAGAGGAGAGGGAGCGCCGAGGGGGAACGGGUCGGAGGACUAGCUGCGCGACAAAUGCCGGGUCGCGGAGUGUCGCGGGUGCAAGAGCAAAGCAGCUGCCGCCCCUGCUCUCCGCCCUCCGGCUCCUCCCUGCCCUCCCCCGACCCUGCACCGCCCCUCCUCCACGCGGCCUGCCUGCACAGCUCAUGCAGGCCCGACAGGGUUGGCGCGGAGGCGUACGAAGACGGCAAGGCGGCGCGCACGCACACAAGCGAUGCCGGUUGCUGCCCUGCGAUUGCCGAGACGGCGAGACACGAGCGCCGAACAAUGCCAUCGGAGGAGUCGGGGACAGGGCAGAGCAACCUCCCCGUCCGCCCUACGCACUACGACAGUGUGGUCUGCGCGUGAGGGUGGAGUAGCGCUGGCUUGUAGCGCAGGGGCACAGGAGAGAACGGCAAAACGCGGCCCAAAAAGUGGGGUGCCGUAGCCGCAGCUUUUCGCCGCAGACGCGGACCCAGCGGGGACAUUGCAUGCAGCUUGUAACUGGUCAAAGCGAGACAGCAUGAAUUCGAACACAAUUCACAGGACCUGCUCCACGUGAGCAGGCGGGCAGAAGUUACAGACUCGUUCAACCAACACGAAGAUAGCGAAGAGCCUACGUUUCUGCCGACAGGGGCCAGGGUGCCCGAUGGAGCCGUCCAGCUCGGCGGGAGGACUUACCUUCGGUGGGUCGGACCGCGGGGGACGCCUCCAGCAGCACCCGGAGAGGGGGGACGCGCGGAGCGCCGAGCGGGCAGACAGCCGCACAAGCGAGGAUCCGAGCAGCAAACGCGUGGCUGACCGGGGCCCCCCGGAGCCGGGCGGAGCCCCCGCCGGCGGAGAGCGCUGGCCGCGGCGGCCCCCCCGCCUCCAAUCACGGCGCGGGCCUGGCGGUGUGGGACACCGCCGCGGCCGCCGCCGCGCGUUCCGGCGGCGCGGGCCGUGCUCGCCGUUGCCGUCAGCGCAAACGUCCGCCGGCGCCGUCCCCGCGGCGGCGCCGGCGGCGUGGCCAAACAGGGGCUCCGCCAUGGCGAGCGAGUCGCGGUGGCGCUUGCUGACGCGCACGGCGGGGAGCCUCUUCC
Messenger RNA from Prorocentrum cordatum, 1360 nucleotides. NCBI's taxonomy places the organism in Eukaryota, Dinophyceae, Prorocentrales, Prorocentraceae. The record is from the annotation of a GenBank genome assembly.